This is a messenger RNA of Oryza brachyantha (malo sina), 3232 nucleotides long. RefSeq names its product auxin response factor 11. Bases 1 to 2850 code for a protein of 949 amino acids. The transcript is spliced from 14 exons. Lineage: Eukaryota; Viridiplantae; Streptophyta; Magnoliopsida; Poales; Poaceae. The record is from RefSeq and is a predicted model, not a curated record. Gene Ontology annotation, cellular component: nucleus. Gene Ontology annotation, biological process: regulation of DNA-templated transcription; response to hormone. Gene Ontology annotation, molecular function: DNA binding; protein binding.
AUGGCGUCCUCACAGGAGAAGGCCAAGUCGGGUGUUCUGAGAAACGCCGCCGCGCUGCUCGACGAAAUGCAGCUCCUGGGAGAAGCGCAGGGCGCCAAGAAGGUGAUCAAUUCCGAGCUCUGGCACGCUUGUGCCGGGCCGCUCGUGUGCUUGCCUCAGCGAGGGAGCCUCGUGUACUACUUCCCCCAGGGGCACAGUGAACAGGUUGCUGCUACAACCAGAAAGAUUCCAAAUUCUCGCAUUCCAAAGUACCCAAACCUGCCAUCUCAGUUGCUGUGUCAAGUUCACAACACCACCUUGCAUGCUGACAAAGAUACUGAUGAAGUCUAUGCACAAAUGACCCUUCAGCCAGUAAACUCUGAAACGGAUGUAUUUCCUAUUCCAACUCUUGGUACUUAUACCAAAAGCAAGCAUCCCACUGAAUAUUUCUGCAAGAAUUUAACAGCAAGUGAUACAAGUACACAUGGUGGUUUCUCAGUGCCAAGAAGGGCUGCAGAGAAGUUGUUCCCACAACUGGAUUACUCAAUGCAACCUCCUAACCAGGAACUUAUCGUUCGAGAUUUGCAUGAUAACAUGUGGACAUUCCGUCACAUUUAUCGUGGACAGCCAAAGCGACAUCUUCUAACAACUGGAUGGAGUCUAUUUGUUGGGGCAAAACGUCUUAAGGCAGGGGACUCUGUCUUAUUUAUCAGGGAUGAGAAGUCACAACUUCUUUUGGGUGUUAGGCGGGCCACGCGACAACAAACAACAUUGUCAUCUUCUGUUCUAUCUACUGAUAGCAUGCAUAUAGGUGUUCUUGCUGCAGCAGCUCAUGCAGCAUCAAGUGGUAAUUCAUUUACUAUAUACUAUAAUCCAAGGACAAGCCCUUCGCCAUUUGUCAUUCCUGUUGCAAGGUACAACAAGGCAACAUAUAUGCAACCAUCAGUUGGAAUGAGAUUUGCAAUGAUGUUUGAGACAGAGGAGUCAAGCAAGCGCAGAUACACAGGUACAAUUGUGGGAAUUAGUGACUAUGAUCCCAUGAGAUGGCCCAGUUCUAAAUGGCGCAACUUACAGGUUGAAUGGGAUGAACAUGGGUAUGGAGAAAGACCUGAACGUGUGAGCAUAUGGGAUAUUGAAACUCCAGAAAACACUCUUGUGUUCCCUUCGUCAACCUUGAAUUCGAAGCGCCAAUGUCUUCCUGGUUAUGGAGUGCCUGGGAUGGAAAUUGGAUCAGGAAAUAUAUCAUCGUUUCAAAGGGCCCAGAGUAAUCCCUAUGGUAAUUUGCAGCACAUUCCUGCUGUUGGGUCAGAAUUGGCUAUCAUGCUUCUCAACCAAUCUGGUCAAAACCUUGGGAGCCCCCUUAGUUAUCAGCAGUCCUCAUAUUCUACUAUUAUUCAAAAUGUCAAGCAAAGCUAUAUCCCUCCUUUGGAAAUUAGUAAUUCAGCUUCUUCGAUGAAGCAAGGAAGCAUGGCUUCAGAUGAUGCACAGCACCAGUUCCAUAUGGCUAAUAUGCAGAAUGGUGAUCUUGAAAAUUCUGAAGUCCAGCCUGUCAUUGAUUCGAUUUCUGAGUCAAAGUUGAAUGUUACAUCAAGAGAUCCAAGAAACACAGAUUCAUACACAAGUCGAAGUAUUUCGGAGCAAAACAGUAAGGGUGAGCCUAGUGGCAAGACUCGUAGGAGUAAAAAGGGAAUGUCUCACAAAACCAUUUCAAAGAAAUCUGACCUUUCUUCAGCACCUUCAUGGAUCUGUGACAAUCAGCAGGUUGGUUUAGAUUCAAAACUGGUUGGUUGUGAUGAACAAGUAAAUUGUGAAAAUAUCGAAGAUUCGUCUGGUGGACUUACUCAAGGUAAUUUUGCUGGACAGCCACAUGGUCAUCAGGUUGAAGAAAACGGAGUGCUGUCACCACCAAAGGUAGAAUCAUCAAAAUCACCUGAUGGAGGGAAGUCUGUCAAUUCAUUUCCAAACCAAGGGUGUUUUUCACAGUUCAUUGAUGGUCUCGAUUGGAUGACUCAGCCUUCCUAUUACCAAGACAACAAUGUAAUUCAUUCAGCUGAUGCGUCAGAUAAUAUUUUUAGUUCAUCUGCAGAUAUACCUCCCACGAUAAUUGCUGACACUAUGGAGACUUUUCAGGCCUCAUGUCUUUCUGAGUGCCUUCCUAAUUCCAUACAAGAAUUCAUCUCCAGCCCAGAUCUGAAUUCACUGACAUUUCUUUCACCUGAGAUGCAAAAUUUGGAGGUCCAACUCCAACAUGAUGGAAGCAACUUGUCAAGUACGUCCAACUCGUUUGUACAAAUGAGCUUCUCUGAAGAGAGUGGAAACUUAAGUGGACUUCACAUGGAAUCUACACACAGAAGCAUGAACACCACUUCAUGCUCUCAACCACUGUCUACUGGGUGCUUUGACACUGGGAUGUACUCAAAGUUACCACGUUUAAAAGAAUCCCAAAUCUUGCCUUUGCCAGAGAUUCAUACCAAUUCCAUUGAAACAUCAGCCUGCAGUAUGGAUGCAACCGAGUACAGCCUUGAUCGAAGUGCAAAGCCGAUGAAACCACCAGUGCGGACAUAUACAAAGGUUCAAAAGCAAGGAUCAGUUGGAAGAUCUAUCGAUGUAACUGGGUUUAGAAAUUACCAUGAGUUGAGAUCUGCCAUUGCAUGCAUGUUUGGACUCCAGGGGAAACUUGAGCAUCCUGGCAGUUCAGAGUGGAAGCUUGUAUAUGUCGACUACGAAAAUGAUGUUCUUCUUGUUGGAGAUGAUCCAUGGGAGGAAUUCAUCAACUGUGUCCGAUGCAUCCGAAUUUUGUCACCUUCAGAAGUACAACAGAUGAGCGAGAACGGCAUGCAUGUCUUGAACGAUUGCAUCCAAGCAGCUUAGUAGUAUCUAAAUUUUCUGGAUGAAGCUCUAAAUCGAUAUAAAAGCAGUAGGAGAAAUUCGCAUGUCAGAAGAUGUAGUUCUCUGAACACGGUGCAACGGUGCAUUACUGAAUGUUAACCCGAUUUGCUGCCACUUGACAGUAGUGUUGGUGGUAGAGACUUACAGGAGACAUUUCUAGUGACAAGAGCGACUAUCUUUGUAAAAAAGGAACAAAAAAAAGGUCCAUCUUUUGCAAGAGGGCCAGGUAGGGAAGCCCAAGCAGUGUUGUUCUAACUCAUAAUGCUUCGAUGCAUUGCAAAUUCUUGUUGUGAGCUAUGUCUAGUCGAAACUUGGUUACCCUGGGAAAUGUAGGUACCUUGGGAUUUACUAGUGUUUAACUGUG